Messenger RNA from Sphaeroforma arctica JP610, 340 nucleotides. RefSeq lists its product as hypothetical. The annotation marks the transcript as partial. The transcript has 2 exons. NCBI's taxonomy places the organism in Eukaryota, Ichthyosporea, Ichthyophonida. The record is from RefSeq and is a predicted model, not a curated record.
ACUGGACAGUUUCAGCAUUGCUUGUGAUCCCAAUGCCAGUCGUGAGCAGAACGAGUGCUCUGUUGAGUUCUGCUUUGGCCUGGGACAGUUAGAGGUGUCAGCCGUAAACUUGUACACAGGACAGCAGGCUCAAGUCGAGCUGGCUAUGCCGAAUCAGUGCUCAUACAGAGCCGACUUGAGUGUGACCGGGGUGCGUGAGAAGUGUGUACGGCCCACUCGUGCACUGGGUAGCAAGCCUGGGUGGACCCGGUCAUGUUACUACAAUCACUGGAUAGAGGAUGAUGAUGGUGAUACCUUCACCCUUAAAAGACCUGGUCAAGUUACUACAGUCACUGGAUAG